CCCCCAGUCCAAGUCCGGCCGCGGAGCUUGAACAGUUCCAUUUUCCCUAGCUCUAGAAGAAUGCUGCGGGAGCUCGGACGCACCGCUACCGUUAAGGCCCAUGGCCGCAGCGUUCUGCGCCCCGUGCGCGGGCCGGCUGGCAGGCGCCAGGUGGCGUUCACCGGUGUCCGGCCUUCGGUCCGUGUGUUCGCUGAGGCGCCCGCUGCCGAGCAGGCCGCCAAGGCUAUUAAGCUGGAGGACGUGAAGGAGGGCUCUGAGUACGAGGGCACCGUGACGACCGUCGAGGAGUUCGGCGCUUUCGUGAACUUCGGCGCCAACACCAACGGCCUGGUGCACAUUUCCAAGCUGGCGUCUGGGUUCACCAAGAACGCCAAGGACGUGGUUCAGCCUGGCCAGAAGGUGACCGUCAAGGUCCUGAGCGUGGACGCUGAGAAGAAGCGCGUGUCGCUGGAGCUCAAGUCCGCUGUCGCUGCUGAGGCGUCGGCUGAGGAGUCGGAUGACAUUAUCACCGAGCCUGACCGCGAGGGCGCUGAUGCCACCGAUGACGACGAGGAUGUGGAGGUGGAGCUGGAGGACGGCCAGGUGGAGGUCCGCGCUGACCUGCCCGGCUUUGAGGACAUUCCCUUCGUGAUGGAGGAGGCGGACAUGGACGCCGAGAUGUCGGAGGCGGCCAUCGCUGCCCUGGAGGCUGACCUGGACGGUGCCGAGAUCCGCUACGAGCUGGAGGCCCCCGCCUACAUGGAGGAGGUGACCGGCAAGGUGGCCCGCAUUGAGGACUACGGCGUGUUCCUGGAGUUCGAGUGGAACGGCAAGACCCUGACCGGUCUGCUGGCCAAGGACGAGAUGAAGGUGCCCAGCUCCGCGCUGUCCGCUGAGGCUCAGGCCGCUCUGCGCGCCGAGUGGGCGGACACCGGCUUUGAGAUGCCCGCCUUCGUGGAGCUGCCCGAUGACGAGCUGGACGUCAAGAAGUACUACCAGCCCGGCGAGUCGGUGCCCGCUUUCGUGCUGGAGUCGAGCCUGGUUGACGGCCGCGGCAUUAGCCUGACCCACUUCACUGACGAGGAGGUGUCGGCUGAGGCUGUUGCUGCCUACGAGGAGCUGGAGGACGACGAGGACGAGGAGCUGGACAAGAUGAUGGCCGACGCCGCCGGCCUGGAGGACGAGGUCCUGGCCUUCGACCCCGAGGCUCUGAUGGAGGAGGACGAGGGCGAGGAGGCUGGCGCCGCUGCCGACGCUGGCGACGACGCUGAGUACGAGGGCGUGUCCGCCGACGGCCUGGAGGGCGCCAACGGCAACUACGCCCUGGGCGCCACUCGCAGCGGCCUGAUCAAGGGCAAGAACGGCUACCAGGUGGCCCCCAUGGGCCUGCCCAGCCGCCCCCUGAACGACGCCGUGACCUCGUCGGGCCUGGCCAUCCUGGGCACCUCGGAGGUUGACUUCGAUGGCGAUGAGGUGCAGCUGGUGGACUACUGGACCAGCGAGGCCUUCGACAACAUCCCCAAGGAUGUGCUGAAGAAGCUGGGCCUGAAGAUGUCCUACACCGAGGCCGGCGAGGCCGAGUUCGAGGAGCGCGCUGACUUCGAGGCUACCGACGUGCCCUUCUACCUGUACGGUGGCGACGUGGAGUCGCGCGCCAAGGAGUUCGUGGCGGACCUGCUGUCGGAUGACGUGGACGAGGCUGAGCUGCCCGCCCGCGCCGGCCGCGCCCCCAUUGUGCUGGCCGCCGCUGUGCAAAAAGGGCUGGGCGCGUGCGUGGCAUGGCGUGCGUGGCGGCUGCCUUGGAAGCACCACGGCAUGCAGUUAGGGGACGAUUGGGUUGCUGGGCGUGCGCUCACGAUCUGGGGGAGCCAAAGUGUAGGAGCAAUGGAGACGGACACGGAGGCGCUUAGGAGUGUGCGCGUGCUGCACUCAGUGCCACCUCCCCCACGGAUUAAGACGUUUGUGUUGUGUGUGUUUUAUGCCCCCUCCCCGGCAGACAUCUCGGCUGCGGAGGUGAAGGCGCUGCGCGAGAAGACGGGCGCCGGCAUGAUGGACUGCAAGAAGGCGCUGGCUGAGUGCGCCGGUGACGCUGAGGCUGCCGCUGAGUGGCUGCGCAAGAAGGGUCUGUCUGGCGCCGACAAGAAGGCCGGCCGCAUCGCCGCUGAGGGCGCUGUGGCUCGGUACAUCCACCCUGGCAGCCGCCUGGGUGUGCUGCUGGAGGUGAACUGCGAGACUGACUUCGUGGCGGCCUCGGAGAAGUUCCAGGCGCUGGUGAACGAGCUGGGCAUGAUCAUUGCCGCCACCGACUGCAUCUGCGUCUCGCCCGAGGACGUGCCCGAGGAGGUGCUGGCAAAGGAGCGCGAGGUGGAGAUGGGCAAGGAGGACCUGGCCAACAAGCCUGAGGCCAUUCGCGCCAAGAUCGUGGAGGGCCGCCUGCAGAAGAUGCGCGACCAGGUGGCCCUGACCAACCAGGCCACCCUUUCCAACCCCGACAAGACCGUGGCCGAGCUGGUCAAGGAGACCAUCGCCGCCGUGGGCGAGAACGUCAAGAUCCGCCGCUUCAUCAAGUACCGCCUGGGUGAGGGCCUGGAGAAGAAGGCCAACGACUUCGCCGCCGAGGUGGCACAGCAGACGCAGGCGAAGGCCGCCGCGCCCGCUGCCCCCAAGAAGGAGGAGCCCAAGAAGGAGGAGCCCAAGAAGGCCACCGUGGCCGUGUCCGCGGGCACCGUCAAGGAGCUGCGCGACAAGACCGGCGCUGGCAUGAUGGACUGCAAGAAGGCGCUGGCCGAGAACGAGAACGACAUGGAGAAGGCCACCGAGUGGCUGCGCAUGAAGGGCCUUGCGGGCGCCGACAAGAAGGCCGGCCGCAUCGCCGCUGAGGGCGUGGUCGCGUCCUACAUCCACCCCGGCAGCCGCCUGGGUGUGCUGCUGGAGGUGAACUGCGAGACCGAUUUCGUGGCGGCCUCGGAGAAGUUCAACGAGCUGGUAAACUACAUUGCCAUGGGCAUUGUGGCGGGCCAGAACGUGCAGUACGUGUCGGCGGACGAGAUCCCGGCCGAGGUGUUCGAGCGCGAGAAGCAGCUGGAGAUGGCCCGCGAUGACCUCAAGGGCAAGCCCGACGCCAUCCGCGCCAAGAUCGCUGAGGGCCGCGCGAAGAAGAUCGCGACCGAGAUGUGCCUGCUGGACCAGCCCUUCCUCACCGACCCCUCCAAGACCGUGGCGGAGGCCAUCAAGGAGUCCAUCGCCGCCAUCGGCGAGAAGAUCUCGGUGCGCCGGUUCGUCAAGUUCCAGCUCGGCGAGGGCCUGGAGAAGAAGUCGAACGACUUCGCCGCCGAGGUCGCCGCCGCCACCGGCGCCAAGUAAUUGCCUGCUGCAGCAGCGGGAGCGGACAUGGAGGCGGCAGGAGUGAAGCAGCAAGGCUGUUGUCUGUUAGGCUUCGAGCUGGGUUGGGAAGAGAGUCAGCGGUGAUGCGGGCUAGGAAAGGUGUUGGGGCCUUGGAGGUGGGGCCGCCGCCUGCAGUGGAGCUUGCGGUAUGCGGCCCAUUGUGGGCGCGACGGGCGGAGGAGGAGGCGGUUGUAGGCCGCACACUUGGCGGCAGAGCACGCCGAGUACCCUGAGGAUCAGGGGAGGCGCUUGGGGAGGCGAGGAUUCACAGACUUGAACUCGACGGUGGUUGGAAAGGCACGUAGGCACGUAGCUCGGACCCCAGAGAGUUGCAGUGAUAUAGCAGUCCGAGAGGAUAAAAAUGCAGAGGUGUUAGUUGGUGCUGGCAAACGGAGGAAACAUGAACAUUCGAGCAAGGUGUGGUCCGGCGGAGAGACCCAAUUUUGUCUUUGGCCCACACAGCGCAGUGCGCGCGUGUGUUGGGCGCCUGGGAUGCAGGACUUGCAUUGCUCUUGUAAACCCUAAAACAU
Chlamydomonas reinhardtii is the source of this 3893-nucleotide messenger RNA. RefSeq lists its product as uncharacterized. Gene Ontology annotation, biological process: translation; mitochondrial translational elongation. Gene Ontology annotation, cellular component: mitochondrial matrix. NCBI's taxonomy places the organism in Eukaryota, Viridiplantae, Chlorophyta, Chlorophyceae, Chlamydomonadales, Chlamydomonadaceae. Gene Ontology annotation, molecular function: translation elongation factor activity; mRNA binding; structural constituent of ribosome. Bases 61 to 3342 code for a protein of 1093 amino acids. The transcript is spliced from 16 exons. The record is from RefSeq and is a predicted model, not a curated record.